Xyrauchen texanus (razorback sucker) is the source of this 1912-nucleotide messenger RNA. Its product is annotated as myeloid leukemia factor 2-like. NCBI's taxonomy places the organism in Eukaryota, Metazoa, Chordata, Actinopteri, Cypriniformes, Catostomidae. The record is from RefSeq and is a predicted model, not a curated record. Gene Ontology annotation, cellular component: cytoplasm; nucleus. Gene Ontology annotation, biological process: regulation of DNA-templated transcription. The transcript has 8 exons. Bases 720 to 1472 code for a protein of 250 amino acids.
CCAUCUCUAUUUUCUGUUGACGUUUGGCUUUUGUGUCUGUUUUACUAAUUGCGCCCAAUCUUCCUAUCAAAACCACAUCUUCUUUGACUGAUUUUAUUUUGUUGUCGGUAGCGUAUGACCUGGUACCGACUUGGUCAAGCGCAUUAAGAAAAAAAAAACGCGUAAAUCUGUCAGAAACGAAAGAUUUUCGCCCAACAUCUUCAAGGUUUCGUUUCCUUUGUCAUAGUGUCUUCCUGCGCUCAUCUGCAGAGGUUAUUUCCGUCGGUCGGUCUACUCUUCGUACUGCUGUUUUUCUCUCCACUCGGACAAAAUUCAUCUUGACCAAAGCUGAAUUUAAUCAUCGAGCGUUGUUGUGGUUUUAAUUCAUUCAGGCGUGCAUGUUAUGAUGCUAUGCUAACCAUCCGAAAUAGCUUAAGGCUGUUUGGAUCAGCAGCUGUCUAGAAUAUUCGAGAGGAUUCGCAUAGGCUUAAAUGUUCUGCAGAGCUACUUUAGUUUGUCAGUGUGUGUGUUAUCUAUCUCGCCUGGUAAAUUGAUGGUGUGUAUUGUGGUUAGGCCCAUAGGCCGAAUUGUAUAACUCCGUAGUGUUUUGCAUAUCUGGCAGGGGGAGCUUGAUGACUGGUUGACCAAUUACAAGCCCCUGAGCUGCUGUUGUGUUGGUUUUGAUUAAAGAGUCGUAAGUUCAAUUAACGGGUGAACGUUCAACCAGUCAAGGUUGCAAAAUGUUUCGCUACCUGAGUGAUAUGGAUGACAGCCCAUACAUGAUGGAUCCAUUCGCCGCACACAGGCACCAGAUGAGGAGUAUCUUCGGGUCAUUUGGCAUGGAACCGUUUCCUCUCACCCCUCAGAUACAGCAUCCGCGUGCACGCAUGCAGCCACAGGCUGGAGCCCUCUCCCCCUUUGGCAUGAUGGGAAUGGGUGGAGGGUUCAUGGACAUGUUCAGCAUGAUGGGUGGAAUGAUGGAGAACGUGGAACGGAUGUCUGGUUCUCCAAACUGCCAGACCUUCUCUUCCUCCACAGUUAUCUCAUACUCCUCCACAGACCCAGGAACACCGAAAGUCUAUCAGCAGACCAGUGAACUGCGCACUGCUCCCGGGGGUAUCAGAGAGACACGUCAAACAAUGCGGGAUAGUGAGAGUGGCCUGGAGCGAAUGGCUAUUGGGCAUCACAUCGGUGAGAGAGGUCAUGUGAUGGAACGUUCAAGGAACCGACUCACGGGUGACCGUGAAGAGAGACAGGACUACUUCAACCUGGAGGAGUGUGAGGCAGAUGCAUUUAAUGAAGAGUGGAGAAGGGAGGUGGGGCGGUACCGCCCCCCUAAUGUUCGUAGUUUAGAUUAUGGGCGUGACCGGAGUGGAGGGGUGGGUCAGCAACUGGCCCUUACAGCUCCUCCAAGCUCCUCCGCCUCUCCCUCGCCUCGCCACGAGUCACCACGUCAUCAUCCUCCCCACUCACGCCCGCGCUAUGACUGGUGAGAGGGAGAGUGUAGAAGUUGGAGAGGAGUAAUCUACAUGAUGCUGUGAAAAGAGAGAAGGAAGUGAUUUAAAAAAAUAAAAGAUAAUUGGAACUGAUGGGUCAAAUGUUUGAUAGAUAUGAACUGUCUCUAUGUGUAGUCCACUCCUUACAGGGCAGUGUGCUAGCAUGAAGUAACAUAACACAGGCUGAAAUUAUUAGAUUGCAUCUCUGUUGUGUGGAAUUUCGCCUGGCCUGUGUACUUCAUAACAAGUUACUACUCCCAAAGCAUACACACCAGCAUUCAUCAUAACUCAAACAGCUCUUCUACCUUGUGAUAAUACACACACACACACUUGCACGCACUCAAAUCUUUGUAUUUAAGAGAAUUCUCAUGCUUCCAAUAUUUCAAUAUCCAAAUAUUUAAUAAUACACUACACACACACACACACACACACACACA